Molecule: messenger RNA, 4551 nt
Organism: Nanorana parkeri
Lineage: Eukaryota; Metazoa; Chordata; Amphibia; Anura; Dicroglossidae
Gene: NRCAM
Product: neuronal cell adhesion molecule
Exons: 31
Coding region: 92-4018 (1308 amino acids)
Biological process (GO): cell-cell adhesion; brain development
Molecular function (GO): cell-cell adhesion mediator activity
Source: RefSeq, a predicted model, not a curated record
CAUGAUCCCGGGCUCUGUAUUGUAAAGGAAUCUGUGAUAAGAAGAAAAGCUUCUGUCUCUCAGCAGGAGUAGGCUAAGACAGCUUAAAAUAAUGCAGAAGAGAAGAUUAUUACCCAUCAGAGCUCCUUUGGUCCUUAUUUUGUGCCAAGUACUUACAGCACUAGAAGUGCCACUUGAUCCACAACUUCUAGAACAAUUACCACAGCCUCCAACUAUAACUCAUCAGUCACCAAAAAACUACAUUGUGGAUCCAAGAGAGAAUAUUUUGAUUCAGUGUGAAGCCAAAGGAAAGCCACCACCAAGCUUUUCAUGGACUCGCAAUGGCACCCUUUUUGAUACAGAAAAAGAUCCACUAGUAACAAUGAAACCAAACUCAGGAACCCUUGAAAUUAAUAUAUUAUAUGGUGGAAAAGCAGACUCUUAUGAAGGGGAUUACCAGUGCACUGCCAAAAAUGACCGUGGAACAGCUGUAUCAAAUAAUAUUGUUGUUCGCCUGUCCAGAUCUCCUCUCUGGACAAAAGAGAAAAUUGAGCCAAUUGUGACACAACAGGGUAUGCCCCUUGUUUUGCCAUGCAAACCUCCAAGAGGUUUACCACCUCCUGUCGUAUUCUGGAUGGAUAACUUUUUCCAGCGACUACCUCAGAAUGGAAGGGUCUCCCAAGGUCUGAAUGGCGAUCUUUAUUUUUCCAAUGUUCAGCCAGAAGAUUCACGGGAUUUUUACAUCUGCUAUGCAAGAUUUAACCUAACUCAGACUAUUCACCAGAAGCAACCUAUUUCCUUAAAGGUUUUAGGAACGGAUUCUAUGAAUGAAACUAUAGCUGCUAAUUUAACUGACACUGAUUUUUAUGGUGACAGCCCUGCAGAUAAUAGAAGCCCAUCACUUCUGGUCCCUUCUGGUCAUACAAGUAACAGAACUGUGCUCAGAGGGGAAGUGUUGUUGCUGGAAUGUAUUGGUGAAGGACUACCUACACCAGAAAUUCGUUGGAAUAAAGAAGGAGCUGAAUUGCCCAGUGACAGAGUGUUCUACGAAAACUUUAAUAAAACUAUGAGAAUAGUGGAUGUGUCAGAGGCUGAUGCUGGGAAGUACAGAUGUACAGCUCACAAUAAUAGGGGCUCAGUUCACCAUAUUAUAACAGUAAUUGUGAAAGCUGCACCAUACUGGAUCACUGAGCCUAGGAAUCUUGUACUGUCACCAGGAGAGGAUGGCACAUUGAUUUGUAGAGCUAACGGAAAUCCUCCUCCUGCUCUUACAUGGCUAAUAAAUGGAGUGGCAAUUGAAUUGGCUCCUCAAGACCCGAGCAGACGAGUAGAAGGUGAUACAGUGAUGUUCUCAAAAGUGCAAGAACGAGCCAGUGCAGUCUACCAGUGUAAUGCUUCUAACAUUUAUGGCUACCAGUUGGCAAAUGCAUUUGUAAAUGUUCUAGCGGAGAAGCCUCGGAUCCUUUCAUCACAGAAGGUUUAUCAAGUCAUUGCUGAUAGAGCUGCCUUUCUUGACUGUCCAUAUUUUGGGUCACCAAUUCCUCGUAUAGAAUGGUUUAAAGGCAUGCAAGCCAGUGUUCUGCAUGGCAACGGGUAUAUUUUCCAUGAUAAUGGGACACUAGAAGUGCCUGUUGCCCAGAAAGACAGCAGUGGGACCUACACAUGUGUAGCCAGAAAUAAAUUAGGAACAGACCAAAAAACUAUCGAGCUUGAAGUCAAAGAGCCAACAAUGAUUAUCUCUCAACCUGAAUACAAGGUGAUUCAGAGAUAUAGUAGAGCAUCCUUUGAAUGCAAAGUUAAGCACGAUCCUACUAUAGUAGCGGAAGUGCUGUGGUUGAAAGACAACAACGACCUGCCCAUUGAUGAAAGAUUUGUUAUCGAAAAGGAACGUCUGACUAUCAAGAACGUAACAGACAAGGAUGAAGGCACUUACACUUGUGUAGCAAACACUACCUUGGACAGCGCCUCAGCCAGCGCAGUGCUCACUGUUGUUGAAGCUACUCUGCCACCACCUGUAAAGACCGAUCGGCCAGAGGCAUCUUCUGAUUUGGAAUUGACUGAUCCUCUUGAAAAGAGUGUGCAGCUCUCAUGGGUGCCAGGAGAUGACAAUAACAGUCCUAUUACCGAGUUUAUUGUUGAAUAUGAAGAUGGCAUGCGUGAACCAGGCACCUGGCACCUCCAGACCAAAGUUAGCGGUACACAAACUACAGUCUCUCUGACUCUUUCUCCUUAUGUUUACUACUCCUUCCGAGUGAUUGCUGUUAAUGAAAUUGGGAGAAGUGACCCCAGUGUACCUUCUGAACGCUAUAUAACAAAGGCUGCAGAGCCUGAAAUAAACCCUUCUCGUGUUAAAGGAGUUGGUACAGAGCCGGAUAAUUUUGUAAUCAUUUGGAACCCUUUAAGGGGUUUUGACUCCAAUGGACCUGGUCUCCAAUACAAAGUCAGCUGGAGGCAGAAGGAUUUUGAUGAAGAAUGGACAUCUGUCACAGUCGCCAACGUUUCCAAAUACAUAGUGUCUGGUACACCUACCUUUGUUCCUUAUGAAAUAAAGGUUCAAGCAUUAAAUGACCUUGGGUAUGCCCCUGAGCCGGCUGUUGUAAUUGGACAUUCUGGAGAAGAUCUUCCCAUGGUUGCUCCUGGUAAUGUUGAAGUAGAAGUCAUUAAUGCCACUUUAGCAAAAGUUCAGUGGGAAUCGGUCCCUCUCACUUCAGUCAGAGGUCACUUGCAGGGAUACCGGGUCUACUACUGGAAAGCACUAAACAGAACAAACAGAAAUAGAAGACACAUUGAAAAAUGGAUGCUGACGUUUGCUGGAAACAGGACCCAUGGGAUGCUUCCUGGAUUACAGCCAAAUACAGACUACAUCCUUAAUGUGAGAGUUGUCAAUGGUAAAGGUGAAGGCCCUUCCAGCAAGGACAAAUACUUUGAGACACCAGAAGGAGUUCCUAGUAUGGCAUUUGUACAAAUUCAUCAUCGAACUUCUGAUUCCCUGACUUUGACGUGGAAUCCCCCGCCCCAUCCAAAUGGAGUCCUGACACAAUAUACUCUAAAGUAUCAGUCAAUAAAUGCUACACAUGAACUAGGCCCUCCAGUAGAAGUUAUAAUCCCAGCGAAUGAAUCAAGUUAUAUUCUUAAAAAUUUAAAUCAGAACACGAGGUACAAGUUUUACUUUUAUGCACACACCGCUGUGGGACCUGGGAUCCAAAGUACACAAGAAGCAGUAACUGCUAUGGAUGAAGCUGUUUUUCCCCAACCUGCUUUGGGUGCAGGCAAAGAGCACGUUUUUGCCACUUCUGCUGUCAUUCACACUGUGCAUCCAACUUUUUACAUGGCUCAGCCAGUCAGGAUCAAGAAUAUCACUGCAGCGGAAACAUCAGCUACUAUUGUGUGGAGUGUUGAGAAUCCAGAAGUCAAGCUCUUUGUUAAAUAUGUAGAACUGAGCAAAGAAGACUGGAAAGAGGAACCUGUAAAUAGUACUCGAAGUGCUUUGGUAAUAAAAGGUUUAUCUCCUGGAACAUCAUAUAAAGUGCAAGUUUACUCUGAUGAUCACAGUGAAUUGUAUGCAGAAGACAUAUUUCAGACAGGUCCAGCCAUGGCAAGUCGGCAAGUUGACAUUGCAACACAGGGAUGGUUUAUUGGCCUCAUGUGUGCGGUGGCCCUCCUGAUAUUAGUUUUAUUGAUAGUUUGUUUUAUUCGAAGAAACAAAGGAGGGAAGUAUCCAGUUAAAGAAAAAGAAGAUGCUCAUGCAGAUCCUGAAAUCCAGCCUAUGAAAGAGGAUGAUGGAACAUUUGGAGAAUACAGUGAUGCUGAAGACCACAAACCUCUUAAAAAAGGAAGCCGGACUCCCUCAGACAGAACAGUCAAAAAAGAAGACAGUGAUGACAGUUUAGUUGACUACGGGGAAGGAGUAAAUGGCCAGUUUAAUGAAGACGGCUCCUUUAUUGGACAAUACAGUGGUAAAAAAGAAAAAGAACCCGUAGAAGGCAAUGAAAGUUCAGAAGCUCCAUCUCCGGUGAAUGCCAUGAACUCCUUUGUGUAGACAUUGCCACGUGGUCACAUUCUCUUUUGCAGACUGCCAUGUUCCAUUCAGUGCACUCAGCUAUCAUUCAGUGAUUAUAUGGAAACACUAUGUAGAAGCAUAUUCAUACAUUGAACAAUACAAUCAAAACACAAGCUGUUGUAAGUGGUACUGGAUGUCAGUGUGACAAUACAAUGUCAUCUUCUUGUUCAAAGCAUAAUUGUUUUCUACAGUGUGCCAGAACUGACACAGAAUCUACAAUGUAGCAAGAUGAAAGAAGCCUAAAGUCCUCUUUCUUUUAUGAAAACUGUAAAUGCAUGAAAUGGUACACAUUUCACAUACCAACUAGUGUAUGUAAGCCAUGGUAUGGUCCUUUGUUAUGCAGUCCUUGGUCUGACACCUGGGUAUAGAGUCCGUUUCCUUUGUCAGUAUUAUAGUAGUGUUACAGUGUGUAAAACUUCAAUGCCUAUAUAGACAUUGCUGGUGAAAUUGGUGAAUUUAUUGUAUAAUACAAACCAUGCCUUUAUAAAAGACUAGAAUAUAUAUAUAUAGAU